UCGGGAUCAUGCUUUCAUAGUGAAGAAAGGGCUCCUAAACGGCGUAAACUUUAUCGUUCCAAAUAAAGAGAUUGUGUUGUGCGCCUAAAUAAAGCUCGGACGAUUCCGCACAUCGAACUACCCAAGCCUCGUCCCGAUUGUGUUACCCCUCCCGGCACGCACAAUGGCAACGCAAACGGAAUCGUCGGCGGCCGGCAAAGCGAAGGAGAAAAAAAGUCAAGAAGAAAUUUACGCCGAGUUCCAGCAGCUGCGAAAUCAACAGCGCAAUCUGGUGAAUAAUCUUAACACGAUCGACAUGGACCUCAAAGAGCACAAAACGGUCAUCGAUACACUGAAAACAGUGGACGCCAGCCGGAAGUGUUUCCGGCUGAUAGGCGGCGUGCUGGUGGAACAAACGGUUGGGGUCGUUCUUCCACAGUUGGAACAAAACCGCACCCAGCUGGAGAAGCUGAUCGAGGAGGGCAAAGAGCAAAUCACGAAGAAAGGCAUGGAAAUCAACUCGUUCAAAGAUGAGUACAACAUCAGCGUGCGCGGCCAGGAGGCUGCGACGCCCGCGGCGGCAAGUGAGAAGGACGCUGGCGAGGAGAAAGCGUCCGCCAAUCGUAACGUGCUGGUGGGCGACCUAUAGACCGGUCUGGCCAAAAGCAACCCGUAACCCGUGCUUCCUGUGACGACCAGCGUGGUGGCAUGUGGUCUGGUGUUUGCCACCCUUGUCCGUUCACAGUGUCAGUGCUUUUCCGAGCAAACCUUCAGUGGACACCGUACCGUUUGUUUGCAAUCAUCCUUUCGGGCGCGUGGUCAUUGAGUCGUGUUUGAGAUUCAUCGUGAACCCCAUCCUGUUAGUUGCACGCCUUCACACGUCAUGGAUUGAUAUUUGGCGUUGUUCUUCACUGUUAAUUUAAAGCCGAUUUACGAAUAAGAAUCAUUGAAAUGGAAACAAAUGAUUGAAUGCAAACACGAGUGUCGUUCUUUUCCCAGCAUUUUCUAGCACCAGCGACCAGUGUAGCGUUUGUGUGAGGUAAAAUGCAACGUAAGAAAAAUCAUUUCUCUUUUUAUUUAUCCAGUUCCAAUAAUAAGAACGACC
Anopheles bellator is the source of this 1084-nucleotide messenger RNA. RefSeq names its product probable prefoldin subunit 2 (gene Pfdn2). The record is from RefSeq and is a predicted model, not a curated record. The transcript is spliced from 2 exons. Gene Ontology annotation, biological process: protein folding. Gene Ontology annotation, molecular function: protein folding chaperone. Gene Ontology annotation, cellular component: cytoplasm; prefoldin complex. The coding region runs from base 164 to 628 and encodes 154 amino acids. NCBI's taxonomy places the organism in Eukaryota, Metazoa, Arthropoda, Insecta, Diptera, Culicidae.